Trichoderma virens Gv29-8 is the source of this 954-nucleotide messenger RNA. RefSeq lists its product as uncharacterized. Bases 1 to 954 code for a protein of 317 amino acids. Gene Ontology annotation, cellular component: extracellular matrix. The transcript is spliced from 2 exons. Gene Ontology annotation, biological process: proteolysis. The record is from RefSeq and is a predicted model, not a curated record. NCBI's taxonomy places the organism in Eukaryota, Fungi, Ascomycota, Sordariomycetes, Hypocreales, Hypocreaceae. Gene Ontology annotation, molecular function: zinc ion binding; metalloendopeptidase activity.
AUGAGCAUAGCAUCGGAGCGUCUUGUUAUCAUGAAGGGCACCUCGAUCCCAGCAUCCUUAGUUGCUUGCAAUGCCAUUGACGGUGACAACGGAACUGCAGCAAUGCUUCACGAAAGCGGUUGCUCGUCCUCAGAGGAGAUGACGAGCGUAUCGACCCCUCCUACUGAUCGUGGCGAUACAUCAACCGAUGAUGGCAACAUCGAUGACGAUGCAAGCAAAGAUGCUACUAGACGCAUUCUCCAAGAACUUAUUCAUGUUCAAAUUGCAACUGCCAUAUAUAAUUGCAUCACCCAAGGCCACGGAUGUACUGAUAUACGCCUUGGGUGGGAUAACGAAAUAGCACGCUGGUCCUGCUGGUCUGAGGUCACCUACGUUAUUUGCCACGAGACUUUUCCAACUUUUCUCUUGUCGUUAGUGGAAGAAGCUAUGAGAAAAGCAAUUAGUAUGUGGAAAGGUAUAGGCGUGAGCUUUAAGCAAGUUCAACGCAACGAUCAAGCCACAUUCGCCGUCCUAUACAGUGACCGCAAAAGACGUGCUUAUGCUUCCGCUUUCUUCCCGAACGAACAGUCGCGCAAAUUGUUCAUCUACGAGUCGGGCCUCCUCAAAGCAAGCUACCUGGCUAAUAUCUUGGCCCAUGAGAUUGGGCAUAUUCUUGGCCUUCGACAUGAGUAUACCGAUGCCUAUCCCGAUACCGAUGAUGAGGAAAAGAACUAUCCCUCUGUCUGCUUCGGAAGCAAAAAUGAUCAGUCAGUUAUGGUCCCAAAAAAUCCGGAACAACUUCAAGUCCACGAAAAAGAUCUCGAAGAACUGCGAUCUUUUUAUUCUUACGAUCGAGAAGAGUAUAAGGGGCUACCUAUACGUGAGAUCGAUCCAACACUACACGCAUGCAGGUUUAGCAAUGAUAGCAGGGCUAGCGAUGCGACGAGCAAACUAAGCCGCCGGUCUUCUUUCUAA